AUGCAUGCCUCCUCCUCCCGAGAACUGGCCCUUAACCCUCUCAACUCCACGAGGGCGCCCAACUCUAGCAGCUCAAAUGAGGUCAACAUGUUCGACAAGUUUAUCCAUAUGGACCAAGAACUUUACCAAGACUUUUACAGCCUGUGGAUAGCCCUGAUGGCGGUCAAUGCCAUCAUUUUCCUGGUGGGCGUUGUGCUGAACAGCUUAGCUCUCUACGUGUUCUGCUUCCGCACCAAGACGAAAACCACCUCUGUCAUCUACACCAUCAACCUGAUCGUUACUGAUCUACUGGUGGGCUUCUCCUUGCCCACCCGAAUCAUCAUGUACUACACUGCAGGGGACUGCCUGAAGUGUUCCUUUGUUCACAUCUUUGGCUACUUCGUCAACAUGUACUGCAGCAUUCUCUUCUUGACGUGCAUCUGCAUCGACCGGUACCUGGCCAUUGUGCAGGUGGAAGCCUCACGUAAGUGGAGGAACCCCAGCUGUGCCAAGGGGAUCUGUGUCUUCAUCUGGGUCUUUGCAACUGUGGUCACUUUCUCCAUUCUGACCAUGGCGAUAACCUUUGCACCCUGCUGCCUCGCCAAGAUCUUUGCCCUGAUGGUCUGCGAGUAUUUCUUCCCGCUCAUCAUCAUCACCUUCUUCACCACUAGGAUCAUGUGUGCGCUAUCCAAGCCCAGCCUCAUGCACCAGAGCCGUGAGAGGCGAAUGAGGGCCGUUCAGCUCCUGACCACCGUCCUCAUCAUCUUCAUGAUCUGCUUUACACCUUUCCAUGUGCGCCAGGUGGCCAUUUCCAUCAACCCAGACAUUCCCCGUAACAUCAGCUUAAUUGUCUACCAUGUGACCGUGACUCUGAGUAGCCUCAACAGCUGCAUGGACCCCAUCGUCUACUGCUUUGUCACCAACAACUUCCAGUCGACCAUGAAAAGUAUCUUCAGGAAGUCGGAGCCUGAGCAGACAAGUGGGGACAUCAUCAGUAUGAACAAGAGCUCCAAGGGCUCAGGUACAAAUGCAAUCAUUGCCUUCUCAAACACAAUAGGCAGCCCUUUGAGCUUACCUUCAACAAACAGUACACAGAUAUAA
Molecule: messenger RNA, 1080 nt
Organism: Emys orbicularis (European pond turtle)
Lineage: Eukaryota; Metazoa; Chordata; Testudines; Emydidae
Gene: GPR20
Product: G protein-coupled receptor 20
Exons: 1
Coding region: 1-1080 (359 amino acids)
Biological process (GO): positive regulation of Rho protein signal transduction; phospholipase C-activating G protein-coupled receptor signaling pathway
Cellular component (GO): plasma membrane
Molecular function (GO): G protein-coupled receptor activity
Source: RefSeq, a predicted model, not a curated record